Saccoglossus kowalevskii is the source of this 714-nucleotide messenger RNA. Its product is annotated as microsomal glutathione S-transferase 2-like. Gene Ontology annotation, molecular function: glutathione transferase activity; enzyme activator activity; glutathione peroxidase activity. Gene Ontology annotation, cellular component: membrane; nuclear envelope; endoplasmic reticulum. The record is from RefSeq and is a predicted model, not a curated record. Gene Ontology annotation, biological process: leukotriene metabolic process. Lineage: Eukaryota; Metazoa; Hemichordata; Enteropneusta; Harrimaniidae.
GAUAACGUUAAAUGCUGACCUACGAUUCACCCUUGCCCAUUUCUUUCUGCCAGUAUAUAUCACUGAUAUAUAGCCACUGCAUGUCACUCUAGCACCUUGCUUCAUUUCAUCCACAACCCGAGUUUUGUAAAUCAGCGGAGUAACUUGUAAUUUCACGAUGACUGGUAUAACACUUGACGAUAUUGUUUUUCCCGCAGUGGUGUCCUUACUUGCAGGAUUUCAGUUAGGUACCUUUGCAAAAGCUGUUGGUGGAUUACGAAAAAAGUAUAAUAUCAAGCCGCCAGCAGUUACUGGAGCUGCAGAAUUUGAAAGAGGGCUACGUGCACAACAGAAUGCAAUAGAGUUUACACCACUAUUUUUAAUCAUAUUAUGGAUAUCUGCGAUUUUCUUCCAUCCAGUGGUUGCAUCCGUUUCAGGUUUGGUCUACCUUUUUGGGCGUAAUAGGUACUUCAAGGGGUAUCUCAAAUCAGCCGAUGGCAGGUUAGCUCCAUUUGAAAUAAUUGAAGCAGGUCUACAUCUGUUGCUGUUCCAGUCUAUAAUUGGAAUUACCCAAUGUCUUCUACUCAAGUAUGCUGGGUUUAAUUUGAAAGAAACUGUGUGCUCCUAUGUUCCAUUCAAGUCCCCAUUUUAGAUAAAAAAAACAGCAUCUGUGAAGAUUCGUCUUUGUGCUAUGUAUACAAACACAGGGUUUUGUAAUUAAAUUUAAAAAACUUA